CUCCUCUCUCUGGGUCAGUGGUGAGGGGGCAGGGUGGCUCCUCAGAGCAAGGGUGGCAGUUGGGCCGAGGGAACCCAGCUCUGCUCAGCUGCCACUGCCCAGACCCCUGGCCCCACCCCAUGGCAAAGGAGACUUUCCCCUUCACCUCCUCCACACUGCGCUCUCUCCGCCUGCAGCGGGAAUGGCUGGAGUGGGAGGACCGGCGGCGGGCUGCGGCCCAGCAGUGCAGGAGCCAAAGGUGCCCCCCAAGUUCCCGGGCCCAACUCACUAGGCCACGCUGCUCCUGCCGCGACCCAGCUGUCCACAAUGCCCUGUUCUCUGGCGACCUGCAACAGGUCCAAGCUCUGUUCCAAGAUGAAGACGCUGCCAACAUGAUCGUGGAGACUGUGAGCAAUCAGCUGGCCUGGUCGGCUGAACAGGGGUUCUGGGUGCUGACCCCCAAGACCAAGCAGACAGCGCCCCUCACCAUCGCUGCAGCCCGAGGCUACACCGACUGCGCCCGCCACCUGAUCCGGCAGGGAGCUGAGCUGGAUGCCCGGGUCGGGGGCCGGGCAGCCUUGCACGAGGCCUGUGCCCGGGCCCAGACCGACAGUGUGCAGCUGCUGUUGGCCUUCGGCGCUAAGGCCAACGUGCUGUCUGAGGAGGGCAUGACCCCCUUACACCUCUGCACAGCCCCCGAGUCCUUACAGUGCGCCAAGCUGCUGCUUGAGGCAGGAGGCACCGUGAACCUGGCAUCGCGGGACAGCGAGGUGACGCCCCUGCACGUGGCGGCUGCUCGCGGCCUGGAGGAGCAUGUGGCUCUCUACCUGGAGCACGGCGCCGACGUGGGCCUGCGCACCAGCCAGGGCGAGACCGCCCUGAAUGCUGCGUGCGCGGCGGCCGAGGGCCCAGGCUGUGGCCGGCGGCACCAGGCAGCGGCGCGCCGGCUUCUGGAGGCUGGGGCUGAUGCCCGGAUGGCCGGGCGCAAGCGGCACACGCCGCUGCACAACGCCUGUGCCAACGGCUGCGGGGGCCUGGCCGAGCUGCUGCUGCGCCACGGGGCCUGCGCUGCAGUCCCCAACGGGGCAGGCGACACACCCAUGGAUUGCGCGCUGCAGGCCAUCCAGGACGCCACCAACUGGGAACCCGAGGUCCUCUUCGCGGCGCUACUGGAUUACGGGGCCCAGCCUGUGCAGCCUGAGAUGCUGAAACACUGUGCCAACUUCCCUCGGGCCCUGGAAGUCCUGCUAAAUGCCUACCCUUGUGUCCCAUCCUGUGAUACCUGGGUUGAGGCAGUGUUCCCAGAGCUGUGGCAGGAGCACGAAGCCUUCUACAGAUCAGCCCUGUGCAUGGUGAACCAGCCAAGGCGCUUGCAGCACCUGGCCCGGCUGGCUGUGCGUGCUCAGUUGGGUAGCCGCUGCCGACAGGCUGCUGCCCGCCUCCCACUGCCCCGGCUCCUCAGGGACUACCUGCUGCUGCGUGUGGAGGGGCGCAUCCAGUGAGCCCCAUGUCAGGCUGCUCCCACAGCUUGUCCUGCCCCCUCCAUCCGUCGUCCCCCCGCAAUCCUAGAGGACCAGUCCCUGGCUCUCUUGUCCUCUCUGCAUGCCCUUCCGGGCCAGCUCAGCCCUCCGCUGGC
Ceratotherium simum simum (southern white rhinoceros) is the source of this 1615-nucleotide messenger RNA. RefSeq names its product ankyrin repeat and SOCS box containing 16 (gene ASB16). The record is from RefSeq and is a predicted model, not a curated record. Gene Ontology annotation, biological process: protein ubiquitination; positive regulation of protein catabolic process; intracellular signal transduction. Gene Ontology annotation, molecular function: protein binding. Lineage: Eukaryota; Metazoa; Chordata; Mammalia; Perissodactyla; Rhinocerotidae.